Molecule: messenger RNA, 2902 nt
Organism: Cydia amplana
Lineage: Eukaryota; Metazoa; Arthropoda; Insecta; Lepidoptera; Tortricidae
Product: glutamate receptor ionotropic, kainate 2-like
Exons: 18
Coding region: 14-2902 (962 amino acids)
Biological process (GO): synaptic transmission, glutamatergic; monoatomic ion transport; modulation of chemical synaptic transmission
Cellular component (GO): postsynaptic density membrane; plasma membrane
Molecular function (GO): transmitter-gated monoatomic ion channel activity involved in regulation of postsynaptic membrane potential; glutamate receptor activity
Source: RefSeq, a predicted model, not a curated record
GUGAUAAUUAUGAAUGAUUUUAGUGUGUGAUUGUGAAGUUUUUAAAAUGUGUAUAAUAAUUCGUGUAUAUGUGUGGUUCCUGUUAUUACUGUUGCAUAGAGGAGAUACAGCGACCGUAAAAAUUGGAGUGGUAGCUCCGACACCACAGGAUGGUUACCUUCUGGCGGCGGCAGCAGAAGCUGCUCUCGCCAAGCUGAAAGAUUUCAUGUCUGAAACGAAGAAGGAAGAGACUCACAUUCUGUCUGAACAAGAACCUGUUGAAGAAUUUAAGUGGGAAGUCACGGUGGCUUCUGUUGAGCCCAAUGAACCAGCUUCCAUGCCCGAUCAAGUCUGUGCUCAGGUAGCCAGCGGCGUGUCAGCCAUCGUGGCAUACGGCAAGCCUGACGAGAUCGAGCUGACGGCCGAAGCCGCGGCGCGCAGCGGCGUCCCCCUGCUGCUGGUCGCGCCGGCCGCGCUGACCGUGCCACCGCAGACCUUACAACAGUGGGAAGCUGUGCAUAUGUAUCCGCAUAGCAGUAUUUUGAUGAAGAUGUGCGCUACACUUUGUCAAGCGAAGGGUUGGCUCAGCGCGAUCCUUUUGCACGACGGUGCAGUGGGGGCCCAGCUGGUGCAGGGUAUUGCCGACCAGGGCGCCCAGACGGAGGUGCUGGCACGACGGCUACCAGAAGAGGACGACCAGGAUGGUCUUAGGAACUUAUUGGUCAUACUUAAGAAGGCAGAACAUACUAAAUUCAUAGUGUGGUGUGACGAAAAAUGUUGCGACAGAGUGCUCGCCCAGGCGCAAAAAGUUGGAUUGUUGUCUGAGAGGCAUGCCUAUAUCCUACUUGCGCUGGACUUACAUACGAUCGAUUUGGAGCCGUACAGUCAUGGUGAUGCUAAUAUUACAGGACUUCAGUUAUUUGAUCACACUGGAGAAGAUGUCAUCAUGGAUAAAUGGCAUGAAAAAUAUAUAUCGCGAUUCAAAGAUGCGAUUAAUGAGGAAGAGAUGGAAAAGAUAGAUCAGAUACGCAACGCAGCCCCGACCUCGCUUAUUCUCACAUACGACGUAGUUUAUGAAGCGGCUCAAAGGUUGAGAAAUUUCGAUAUACAACUAGACUCCAGCGAGGAAUGCCAGCCUUACAACUAUCAUAUUUACGCCGACACUCUCAUCAAUCACCUUCGUUCGGCCGAAUGGGACGGCCUAGCAGGCCAGCGGCACGCCGGCUGGCUACGGGUUGGCGAGCUGACGCGGGGCGGGCGACUCGAGUUCAUCGGGAUGUGGGACGUCAACGAAGUAAAAUGGGACCGUCGUACUACCACCGUUGCAACGCGUGCGCCCGGCGUCAUGACCAACCAAACCUUCAAUAUACUCAUCGCUAUUAUCAAACCGUACGUGAUGAUGAAAGACUCCACGGAGAGGCUUAGUGACAAUGACCGUUACGAAGGGUUUUGUAUAGAACUAAUCGAGAAACUGGCGGAACAACUAAAGUUCAACUACACGUUCAUUGAGCACGACAGCAACUACACCAAGAUGUUGUUAGCCCUCAAUCAACCAAAUAUGGACUUCGCCAUUACUGAUCUGACUAUAACGGCAGAACGUGAACGGCAAGUGGACUUCACCACCCCGUUCAUGAACCUGGGCAUCAGCAUAGUUUACAAGAAACCUAGAGCGCUGGACCCAAAGCUCUUCGCUUUCAUGUUGCCCUUUUCCACAGGUGUGUGGUUCUGUCUCGGCGUGGCAUACGUCGGUACCUCGUUAGUGUUGUUCGUGGUGGGGAGGUUAUGUCCCGAUGAGUGGCAGAAUCCAUACCCUUGCGUCGAGGAACCACAGGCACUGGAAAACCAAUUUACACUCGCCAACGCUCUGUGGUUCAACUUGGGCGCCGUAUUGCUGCAGGGAUCGGAAAUUGCUCCAACGGCGUACGGAUCGCGCGCCGUGGCCAGCGCAUGGUGGCUGUUUGCCUUGGUCAUAACCAGCUACUACACGGCAAACCUCGCGACUCUGCUCGCCAGGAAGAACAACAACGAGGACUUCACUAACAUUAAUGAACUGGCUAACAACGACAAAGGCAUCACGUACGGCGCCAAAAAGGAUGGCGCUACAUACAAGUUCUUUAAUAAUUCCCAAAACCCAAUGUAUAAGAAAAUGUUCGAAAAUAUGGAAAAGUGGGAAAUGCCCGAUGAUAAUGGUAAAGGUAUGGAAAGGGCGAAGGACGAAAAAAAUCCAUUUGCGUUUUUCAUGGAGUCUACUUCUAUAGAAUAUUACGUUGAAAGAGAUUGCAAUAUCACUCAGAUUGGUGGCUCAUUAGACAGCAAAGGAUACGGCAUUGCAAUGAAAAAAGAAUCUCCGUACCGACAAGCCCUUAAUCUGGCGCUGCUAAAACUUCAAGAGUCAGGUGAACUGCGCGCCAUGAAGCAUAAAUGGUGGAUAGAGAUGCAUGGAGGCGGCGCAUGUAAUGACGAUGAGGGGUUUGAGAGCGAGAAACUGAAGAUAAAGAACUUUAUAGGUCUAUUCGCGGUACUAGGAGUGGGGUGCGUGCUCGGCAUCAUCAUCUCGCUAGUAGACCUGAUGCUCGCAGCUCGCAAAAAGGACCGGGACCCUGAUGCAUCGUACUGGAAACGGCUUGCAGACGAAUUGCGCUUCGUCUUCAACUUCCAGCUGUCUGAGAAGCCAGUACAGGGACCGCUGUUGCCUCCACCGCCACCUGAGCCAGAACGUGCUGAAGAGGUUCAGGAAGAACAUGCGCAGGAAGUAGAAGAAGAGCGAGACAACGAAUCACGCAUGCGCUCCAUGUCGUUCCAAUCGAACGCUCCAAGGCGCCGGCGGUCUUCACUUCAUAAUGCGAGCGUGCGACUCGCGCGGCACGCGCACCGCGACUCGCAGCGUAGUCGAGCUAGCCGGAGACACAACGGAGACGUCUAG